Molecule: messenger RNA, 2478 nt
Organism: Nilaparvata lugens (brown planthopper)
Lineage: Eukaryota; Metazoa; Arthropoda; Insecta; Hemiptera; Delphacidae
Product: V-type proton ATPase 116 kDa subunit a1
Exons: 16
Coding region: 112-2241 (709 amino acids)
Biological process (GO): proton transmembrane transport; vacuolar acidification
Cellular component (GO): vacuolar proton-transporting V-type ATPase complex; vacuolar proton-transporting V-type ATPase, V0 domain; plasma membrane
Molecular function (GO): proton-transporting ATPase activity, rotational mechanism; ATPase binding
Source: RefSeq, a predicted model, not a curated record
CACAAGGUUGAUGAUGACACAAGCAGUCUCUCUUUAUUCUGGAAACUUGAACAAGAACUGAGAUCGGUGAUUGAAAAUACAAAAUCAACCCGAGAAACCCACUUGAAACUGAUGGAGUUCAAAGAAGUCAUGCGGAGUGUCGAAUACUAUUUUGAUGAUCCGGAAAAUCUGCCUGAGAAAAGUCAGUUAUCGCAUUUAUUUAGCAAAGCAGAGACGUCACCAUCAGAAACAAGUAGUUUGGAGAUGAUGAUGGGCACAAUCAACCAAGAGAAAGCGUUCGAGUUUGAGAGAACUCUGUGGCGUGUUUCAAUGGGAAAUGUGUUUCUCCACUAUGAUCGGCUGCCUAUCAAACUUGAAGAUCCAGAAACGGGCCAUCAAGUGAUGAAAAUAGUCUUCAUAGUUGUAUUUCAGGGUGGGAAUCUGAAGACUAAAAUUAAGAAACUGAUGGAAAGCUACAGAGCGAAAACUUAUGAGUGUCCAGAUUCGGCCACUGAACGUUGGGCAGUAUACAAAGAUGUUUGCGACAGGAUUGAGAAUUUGGAUGAGGUUCUGCAUGAAUCGACAUUACAAAAGCGCAACAUCCUAGAGGAAGCAGCAAAAUACGUGGAAUAUUGGUCAGUGAUGGUGCUGAAGGCAAAAGCCACUUACCACACCAUGAACGGAUUCAACUGGACUGAUGAGAAGAAAAAAAUGUUGGUAGCUGAGUUUUGGAUUCCAGACUGUCAUAUGGAUGACCUCACUGCUGUUAUGGACUCGAAAAAGUUUCAAUUUGCCAAGCCAGCUCUCUACAAAGUUGAAGUUGAUGAAAUGCCUCCCACCUAUUAUAAUCUAAACAAAUUCACCCAAGUAUUUCAAGAAAUGGUAGACUCAUAUGGUGCAAGUACCUACAGGGAGGUCAAUCCAGCUCCAUAUUUGGUUAUAACAUUUCCAUUCCUGUUUUCUGUGAUGUUUGGUGAUUGGGGUCAUGGCAUGAUCAUGACAGUUGCCAGUUUAUGGCUCAUCAUCAAUGAAAAAAGAUUACGGCCAAUGGUACAAGAGAAUGAGGUGUACAGAAUGUUCUACAACGGGCGCUACAUCACGCUGCUGAUGGGCAUGUUCUCGAUCUUCUCAGGCCUGAUGUACAACGAGUGCUUUGGCCGCGCGACCAGUCUGUUCGCGAGCGGCUGGCAGGUUGCGCCCGCGCUGGAGACGCUCAACAGCGGCGACAGUAAGUCCACCGAACUCGCGCCAGAUGUCUCCUUCACGCGACCCUACUGGUUCGGCAUCGAUCCUGUCUGGCAUCUUUCGAAAAAUUCAAUUGUGUUCAAAAAUUCAAUUCGUAUGAAACUGUCUAUCAUUUUUGGUGUCAGUCAGAUGAUUUUUGGUCUUUAUAUCAGUGUGGAAAAUUAUAUAUACUUUGGAAUGUACAGGAAAAUCUUCACAGUCUUCCUUCCUCAACUCAUAUUCAUUGCAUCCUUGUUCCUCUAUUUGAUUGUAUUGAUUUUCAUGAAAUGGUACACUUAUGGACCAAGACGAGGGGUUAUAUACAGUUCUCCUUGUGCACCACCUAUUCUCAAUACUUUCAUCUCAAUGAUACUUUUCACCAGCAGAGAAGCCAAUGAGAAUUGUGAUUUGUAUAUGUUUAAUGCGCAGGAGGAACUGCAGCUUUUCCUGGUUAUUGUAGCAACCAUAUGUAUACCGUGGCUUUUCUUUGUGGAACCGAUAAUCAUUAUCUUUAGUGGAAACCCCAACUCAUCGAAACAUGCUAUCGAGGUGUCAUCAAAAGAAGACGAACAACGUAUCCAGAGUGAACUGAGCCCGAUAGAGAGCACCGACAUCUCGGCGAAACAUCCGAGACACUUUUUCCAACAGCACGAGGAGAACCAAACGGCAAUCGACAUAUUCAUACAUCAGGGCAUACAUGCCAUUGAGUUCAUACUCGGCUCAAUCAGCAAUACAGCCUCCUACCUCCGACUCUGGGCGCUGGCUUUGGCUCAUGAACAAUUGUCAGAAGUAUCAUGGAACCAAGUGAUGAGACGAGCCCUCGCUAAUGAUUGUAAUAUAUUCAUGAAAAUAGUGUCAGUCUACUUGGCAUUUAUUGUGUGGGCGUUUCUCACGAUUGCAAUUCUCGUCCUUAUGGAAGGUUUAUCAGCUUUUCUUCAUGCCUUGAGACUACAUUGGAUUGAAUUCCAGUCAAAGUUCUAUGAAGGAAACGGCCACAAAUUCCAACCAUUCAGUUUCAAAGCACUCAUUCACAACUAAAGAAAAUUAUUGAACUCUGAUUGACAAUAACUUAUUCAUAAUAUAAUUUAUAAUAUAUCAUCCAUAUCUAUUCUAUCAUAUUGUUUUGUACGGUAAGUGCUUUUAGUUUAUUUGAAGUGUUCAACUGUAUCUAUCUGCUGUUACAAAAGGUGUUAAUUCAAUUGAACCAAAAACAACAUAAUGAAUAGCUUUUACUCUAUUUAUCUAUGAUUAAACUCAAUAUUAUUUCCGUCACAU